Amphimedon queenslandica is the source of this 3143-nucleotide messenger RNA. RefSeq lists its product as uncharacterized. The record is from RefSeq and is a predicted model, not a curated record. Bases 174 to 2951 code for a protein of 925 amino acids. Gene Ontology annotation, cellular component: membrane. The transcript is spliced from 3 exons. Lineage: Eukaryota; Metazoa; Porifera; Demospongiae; Haplosclerida; Niphatidae.
UUUGUCGCAUUUAUAGCAAACAGCAGUAGACCAGAGAAUAGAAAGAGUGAAGUGAUGCAAACUUGUAGAAUUACUGGAUUAAAGAACAGAAGAAUUUUAAAAUUAUACAGGAGCUGUUCGGAAGCAUAAGCUGCUAUUAGCAAAAGAGAGACGUCCCUGCAUUCAAAGCUACAAUGGAGGAUGGCGAUGCUAGCGUAGCAUCCACUCCAUCUUCAUCCUGUCAAAAGUGUCUACUCUUCUCUACAACGUGUCUCUCCGUACUUUACUGGAUCCUUUCCCUCAUAUUCUACUCACUGGAGCUGCUGUUUGGCUCAUGGUCCGCAGCACUAUACUAUCAAGAUGGCCAAUAUGCUCAGUUUGGCGUUGUCGCAGCUGCUAUUUUGAUACCCACAUUUGUCCUGGCACUUGUAUCCCUUAUAUGGUAUUAUGAUCAAGACAGACUAUACAGGUUGCUAAGGGAGGCACACCCCGACGACCAGGAGCUAAAGAUGUACAAGAGACUCAUUGGGACCUCAUCGAUAUUCUCUCACCUCAUAUGUAUGGGCCAGCUGUACAGGUACGGUCAACUCAUUUAUCUACAUAUCACGAGGUCUAAAGUCUAUGACGUCAUUACGUUACAACGGGAUUCCUCUCUCCUUCGUUUCCUACAUGGUUUCCUCGUUUCCGCUCCUCUCCUCUCAGUCCAACUCUACACCAUCCUAAUGGCAAUAAUAGACUCAAACUUUACUCUUCAGUUAGUCCUAUCUCCUCUACUAAUUGUAUUUGCUUCGGUCGUAUCAUCAGCUGUAUCGUUAUUAUUAACUCUCCUGGUGUAUAUAUUAUCAGAUAGACUUCAUGCCGAGAGGAGAAGGGUCGUCAUACCUGCCUACAUUGUCACUUUCCUUUGGCAUUUAUUCGUCAUUCCAUCACGAAUAUUUGCCAUGGUAUUAUUUGCAGUUGCCUACGGUCCGUACGUAGCCGUGGUCGUUGGGGUCCACUGGGGAGCGGCAAUUAUUUGGACGCUAGCCGAGAGGACAAAUUUCUGCGGGGAUCUUAGCACCACGCCCCCAAAGAAGCGUUACCUUCUAGAGCUCCCGUUUGUGGGUGUGGUCUCUUUUAUAUUUUUAUUCAUUUACUUUAACGUCCGUGACGGCUCCACAAUGGUACGUAUAAUCGUUUAUCACUUACUAACAGCAGUAGAGACCUUGCUCCUCUCAGCUCUCUUCUAUGUCGCUUAUCCAAACCUUUCGCUUUCCCCAUGGGUUUUUGCUCUCUCCGUCAGUUCCUACGGACUGGGCGUGGCCUUCAUGUUCCUUUAUUAUGCUGCCUGGCACCCGAGCAGGACGGAGGAUUGCUUCCUUUGCAUCGGUUGUCCAAAGUCAUGCGAGUGUUGUCCUUGUUUCUCAGACAAAGGAGAGCUUCAUCUUGGUAACGUGGACCUACCACUUGAUGGUGAGAGGAGAAGGGAUAACCCCAGAGAUGAGGAGAGGAGCAGUGGAGGGGAUAUCGAGGGAGAGGAGAGACCAGUCACUGGUAGAAGGACACCAAAUCAAAAUGGCUUUUAUCCCUCUACUCCUCACAGAGCUGGUUCUUCCUCUAUGAAUAAUAUCAACAGAAGUACCGGUGGUACGCCAACGCACGUUAGGCCAUCGCUACAACUUAACAAUCACUUCUCGUCGGCAGUCGAAAUACCACGGAACACUUCCUUAUAUGGGGGCAGUGGGGGAGGAGAAGAAAACCCAUACUCGCUGCCUUUUCAUCACGUGGGCGUGCCCCACACUGGCGCUUUGUCUUUGGAGAAUAUCAAGAGAGUCUCUCCAUACAGAGCUCCUUCACGAGGGAGCCUGAGAGAGGGAGAGGAGAAAAGAUGGCCGGUCAAGACUAAGACAGAGAAUUUACCGAGACGAAUGUUACCACUUGUAACCAACGCCAGUGACCCACGGUCCACCCCAUUACCUCGUCGUGGCUCCGACUCUCAACUACUACCAGGAGCAUCUUUAAACAAGAGCAAGUACAGUAACUUUAACGGUAAGCAGAGACACUCAAUGAUAGUCCAUCCUGACUUGCAGCUGUCUUCUAAUAUUAAUCUACCAUCUCCUAUUGGGGAGGAGCCUGGGGCCCUUGAUGGAGGUAGAAAGUGGUCAUCACCUCUUCCUAUCCUUCACGUUAGCUCUGCUGAUAGUCCUGGGAGGGGGAGAGGAGAGAGGGGGAGAGGCAGGGGGAGGAUUGCUAAAGAGAGGAGAGGGUCUGGCUCACUCCUUCCUUCUCCUUAUUCCUCCUUUAUGUAUGUUACUCCACCAACCCCGACUGUCAAUACUAGCAUGGCUGCUUCUUCUUCCUCAUUGAAUCCAUCUUAUCCCGUUCGAAGCUCCUCACAGCUUGAGACUAGAUUCUAUUUAGAGCCCGGGGCGGGAAUAGGAGUAAAGAGAUAUCGCCAUCGGAGUUUAAGUCCAGAUGUACAUUCGUCCGAAGGUAGUGGGUGUGGCUACCCCGCCUAUUCUAGAUCAGCUAAUGCCACUCCUAAGCAGAGUCCUUAUUCGUCCUGUAGGAGUAGCAGUGGCUGUGCUCCAAGAAAGAGGCGCUCUGGUUCCAGCAAUCCGCUUCAUUCCGGGGACCCAAUGGUAGAGUUUACUCAGCUUUAUACGAGCGGAGCAAGCCCCACCCACAUGAGGAGACCCUCUUCUCGCUCGUCUGCUAGAGUAUCCACAACCUGUGACGAGUCUAGUGAUUGUGGAGCAGGAAGGAGAGGAAGAACUUCGGCUUGUUCCUCUGGUGUUUUUAGCUCCGAUAAAAGUGACACUGGGUUUUCUGUUCCUCCAACCGGUAGCGAGGUCAACGAGCCACGCCCAGUGUUAGGGGUGGAGUCUAAUGAUGGGUGUGGUCGGGGAGAAGAGAGAGGGAGAAAGGACAAAAGAUGGCAGCCUUCUGUUAACUCUGAUGUCGGAGUAAUGGGAGGAGAUACCCUUGUAUGAAGUACACUAUAAUUAUUAUUAUUUUGUUGUUGUUGUUAUUUAUGUUGUUGUGUUGUUGUUGUUGUUGUUGUAUAAUUAUGUGACUCUUUAUUGCAUUCAUUCAGUUCACUUGAUUUGACAUGUAUCAUAAUGAUUAUUAAUACUUAAUUUUAUAUUUAAUCUUUGGCUUAUAUAACUUGUGUAUGAAGCAGA